AAAAUUUAAAAAAAAAAAAGAAGAAGAAAGGAAAUAAACACAGCACCAACCGGCAACUCAUUGCGCAUCCGCAUCUGGUAAAAGCUUCAAUCACAAAGCCCAACACUUGAUUCAUCCAAUAUUUCUGAUUUUCCAGACUACCUAAGCAAUUCAAAUUUGGCAAUUUCUCCACCCAUCUGUGCGAAUGCUGUAACUUCGUUUUUGAUGCUAUAUAGUUAGAUGUAUUGAGUGUUGAAAGCAUAAUGGACAAGGGUUUCAGCGCCGAAGAUCUGUCUACUAUCGGAGGCAUCGCUACCGUUUCACUUCUUCAUUCAUUCAUUCCAACGCAUUGGCUUCCCUUCUCCAUUGUUGGCCGCGCCCAGAAAUGGAAUCUCUCCAGAACCCUCCUCGUCACGGCAUUUGGGGCAGUUUUGCAUGUAAUAUCCACUUCACUUCUUGGUAUAACGGCAAUAACCAUGGCAAACACAAUUGCUGGAGAAGAAACUGUGCACAAACUUGCUUCACUUUUGCUUGUAAUUCUAGGUGGUAGUUAUGUGUUACUGUUUCUCUCUGGAAAAGGUGGACAUAGUCAUUCUCACAACCAACCCAUGGAGAAAAUGGCUGUUGCAGGACUCGUGCUUGUACCUGCAUUAUCCCCUUGUGCAACUACGCUUCCAGUUUUUCUUGCUGUUGGGAAUUCAUCCUCCAUGAUGGUGCUUGCUAUCAUAGUGCUGCUAUUUAGUACUAUUACUGUGAUGACCUCACUGGUGGCUCUAUCAUUCUACGGUGCCAGCCAGCUCAAGUUUCACUGGGUGGAGCGGUAUGACAAACUUCUCGUGGGUACAGUUUUAUGCUUGGUAGGAAUCUUGACCCUAAUUUUUCAUGAUCAUGAUCAUGACCACAAUCACAAUGGAGAUGGAGGUCUCUUAGGACAACAUUUGCACAGAAAACUCGUCAUUCCUUGAGUGCUCUUAUUAUCUUCUAGUGUGUAAUUUUGGUAUAUAAGUCUGUAGAAUACCUCUUACUGGCUCAAAAAGGCAUUGGCUGCAAGUGACUGUUGAAUGUUGAUUGCUCCUAAAUGAGUAUUAGUUAUGUUUUGUUGA
Manihot esculenta (cassava) is the source of this 1082-nucleotide messenger RNA. RefSeq lists its product as uncharacterized. The coding region runs from base 243 to 944 and encodes 233 amino acids. The record is from RefSeq and is a predicted model, not a curated record. Lineage: Eukaryota; Viridiplantae; Streptophyta; Magnoliopsida; Malpighiales; Euphorbiaceae. The transcript is spliced from 4 exons.